This is a messenger RNA of Chelmon rostratus (copperband butterflyfish), 620 nucleotides long. RefSeq names its product mitochondrial ribosomal protein L35 (gene mrpl35). Gene Ontology annotation, cellular component: mitochondrion; ribosome. Bases 19 to 549 code for a protein of 176 amino acids. The transcript is spliced from 4 exons. NCBI's taxonomy places the organism in Eukaryota, Metazoa, Chordata, Actinopteri, Chaetodontiformes, Chaetodontidae. Gene Ontology annotation, molecular function: structural constituent of ribosome. The record is from RefSeq and is a predicted model, not a curated record. Gene Ontology annotation, biological process: translation.
CAGCAUUCAGGAAGAAACAUGGCGUCCGCCCUUGCAAGGAGGGUGUCCGGGCUGCUGAGGCCGCUGUCUGUCUCUCUAUGUGCCAAGACACCACAAGUUUGUCAGCUCUCCAGCCUCAUCCAGCCUCCGCCUCUCUACAACUAUGCUGCAGCCGCUGUCUGCGCUCCUCUACGUGCUGCAGUGUGUCAGACACCCCGAUACAGCAUCCUUCAACGGGUGUCCACACUUGUUCCCAGUGUGACUCAGCAACAAAUCAGAAGUCUAACGUACUACAGUGUGAAGAAGGGGAAGAGGAAGACUGUAAAAGCUGUGACAGAUAGGUUCAUGAGGCUGCAUUGUGGCCUUUGGAUCAGACGUAAGGCUGGAUACAAGAAGAAACUGUGGAAGAAGAACGCUGCCAGACGAAAGCGCCUGAGGGAGCAUGUAUUCUGUAACAAAACACAGAGCAGGCUUUUGGAUAAAAUGACAACCUCCUUUUGGAAAAGGAGGAACUGGUAUGUUAAUGACCCAUACAUGAAGUACCACGAUCGGGUCAACCUCAAAGUGUAACAUGCUCAUUCAUGUUUCGACCUCUUGUUUUCUGUAUGAAUAUACUGCAAUAAAGUUAUGUAUGUUACAAA